Paramecium sonneborni is the source of this 314-nucleotide messenger RNA. NCBI's taxonomy places the organism in Eukaryota, Ciliophora, Oligohymenophorea, Peniculida, Parameciidae. The record is from the annotation of a GenBank genome assembly.
AUGUCUGAGAGCAGUAAUUAUAUUUUAUAUAAUGGUUUUAGGUAUCUCUGUAAAUGAAAAUGGAUUGAUUAAAUGGUAUUGUAAUUUAGAAGACCAUCACUUUUUUUGUGAAAUAGAUGAAUUUUUUAUUGCAGAUUAAUUCAACCUUUAUGGAUUAAAGCAAUCAUUUGAUCAUAUUGAGUAUUAAGAAUUUAAAAUAAAUUAGAGAUGCCCUGUAAAUGAUUUUAUCUCCAAAUACCCCAAUAGAUGAAAAUUUAGAAGAUGAUUAAUAUUAAAUGGAAAAUAUAAUUAAGAUUCUGAGAACUUUAUAAUGA